This is a messenger RNA of Dichomitus squalens LYAD-421 SS1, 549 nucleotides long. RefSeq lists its product as uncharacterized. NCBI's taxonomy places the organism in Eukaryota, Fungi, Basidiomycota, Agaricomycetes, Polyporales, Polyporaceae. The coding region runs from base 1 to 549 and encodes 182 amino acids. The record is from RefSeq and is a predicted model, not a curated record. The transcript has 3 exons.
AUGGCUUCCCCUACAGCAUCCGCUUCGACCGACCCUCCGUACUAUGUGCUCAUAUCGCAUAGCCAGUCUCUCAACAUUCCCAGUGUCCCGACAUCCACAUCGCUCAGCCACCCUGUCAUUGAAUACCACUACGCUGAUGACGCGCCCAUCUCGCUCCUCCCCCAGUAUCCAGGGGAGCAUGUUCUCGUACUCGACUACGAUCCCGGACGGCCUGGUACGCCGACAGUCAAGAGCCUCUCCCCUGACCUCGUCGUCUCUGCUCUGAAGGUCGCCGACCCCCCUGGGGCGUCUGUCGCCGGCGAACCAGCCAUCACCAAUAACAGCAACAUCUAUGUCAUCGAAACCAUCCCCAAGCCCCCAGACAACUCCGCCGCCGAGGGUGAUGAACAGCACGUCCAUGCGGUCCUGGCGCAGUUCAAGCAAAGGAACGCGGUCCUGCGGCGGAUUCUCGACUAUCCAUACGGGAAUGGAGCAUCACCAGUGAAUGGUUUACAGAGCACGAACGGCGCCGGUCAGGAAACUGCAACCUCAUCAACUCCUCAGACAUAG